Protopterus annectens (West African lungfish) is the source of this 8179-nucleotide messenger RNA. It is a transcript of the gene RCOR1, whose product is annotated as REST corepressor 1. Gene Ontology annotation, cellular component: transcription regulator complex; histone deacetylase complex. The record is from RefSeq and is a predicted model, not a curated record. NCBI's taxonomy places the organism in Eukaryota, Metazoa, Chordata, Ceratodontiformes, Protopteridae. The coding region runs from base 155 to 1516 and encodes 453 amino acids. The transcript has 13 exons. Gene Ontology annotation, biological process: negative regulation of DNA-templated transcription; regulation of transcription by RNA polymerase II. Gene Ontology annotation, molecular function: transcription corepressor activity.
UAGCUAGUGCCAGUGCGGUGUGAGUAGAGCGAGUGAUUAGGCUGAAAGUUCAGCUUUUUUAUUGCUGGGAAUUUAAAGCAGUAAUAUCCCUGACUUCUAGUUAAUAUCACUUUACUGGUCUUUUUUUUAAACAGCGAUCAGUCCGACCUAUGAAAUGUCAGCUACGCUAGAAAAGAGCUCAGACAUCUUAGGAAAAAGAAGAAGAAGAAAUGCUUUUCAUAAUAAAAGUUUGGCAGCAAAUGGUAAUAGCAACUCCUGGGAAGAGAGGAGCUCUGGUUCCUCUACUGAUGAUGAGCAUGGUGGGGGAAGUGUGCGAGUUGGUAGCGAUUAUCAGGCUGUUGUUGUGGAUUAUGACCCUGAGGUUGCAAAAACUUGUCAAGACCGAGGGAAUCUUGGUAUGUUGGUGUGGUCACCUAAUGAAAGCCUAUCGGAUGCCAAAAUGGAUGAAUAUAUAGCAAUUGCCAAAGAGAAGCAUGGAUACAAUAUAGAGCAGGCUCUUGGUAUGCUUUUCUGGCAUAAACAUAAUAUAGAGAAGUCCCUUGCUGACCUCCCUAACUUUACACCCUUUCCAGAUGAGUGGACUGUAGAAGAUAAGGUUCUUUUUGAGCAGGCCUUUAGUUUCCAUGGAAAAUCUUUUCACAAAAUACAGCAAAUGCUACCUGACAAGUCUAUUGCAAGCUUAGUCAAAUUCUAUUAUUCCUGGAAGAAAACAAGAAGUAAAACCAGUGUAAUGGAUCGCCACGCACGGAGACAGAAAAGGGAACACAAAGAAAGUGAGGAGGAUAUGGAGGAAUCGAAUGGAAAUACUCACACAGAUUUGGAGUUGGAGGCAAGCAAAAAACCCAGAAGUGAAGCAGAGGUGCCUGAUACUGAACGCAUUCCUCAAGUAAAGAAAGAAACCAAUUUUGCACUACAGGGAAAGCACAGAGCAAAGAGAAAGCCACCUAAAGGAAUGCACAUCACUAAAGAAGAUGUUGAUCUUUUAUCAGCUACCAGCACUUCUGCUACAACCGUUUUACGACAGCUGGACACAGAUCUAAUUUCCAUCAAACGUCAGGUUCAGACAAUCAAGCAAAUAAAUAGUGCUCUUAAGGAAAAACUGGCUGGUGGAGUAGAUAUUUACAGACCUACAGAGCUCAACAGUCAAAGGCACAUUGAGGCAAAGCUGAGUUCCAAGAGUGAUCCAGGGAUUAAAUUCAUUGCUCGCUGGACAAAUGAAGAGCAGCUUCUUGCUGUGCAAGCAAUCAGAAAAUAUGGAAGAGAUUUGCAGGCCAUUUCAGAUGUGAUUGGGAAUAAAACUGUUGUACAAGUGAAGAACUUUAUUGCAAACUACCGGCGUCGCUUUAACAUAGAUGAGGUAUUACAGGAAUGGGAGGCAGAGCACGGCAAAGGAGGAGCAAAUGGAAAUGCAAAUGAGAAAUCUGUAAAAUCACCACAGCACACUGCCACAAAAGUCUCAGAAGAGGAAAAUGAGGCUUCUUCAGCACUUGAUGUCAGAUAUCCGACCACUUCCUGAAAUGCUACCAAUGAUUUAGAACAUUUUAAGGUGACUACUUCUAUAUCCAGAACUCUGGGUAACACCAAACCUUAGCCACUGACCUUCCUACAGUACAUGGAAAAGCAGCUGUUACCAAAAACUGAAGGGAGGCAAGACUGCUUGCAGUCAAACAAGUCGUCCACUCUCCAGUAGUUUCUUCAUUUCCAAGGAGUGCAUCCACCUUCUGUGAAAAUUAUUUCAGAAAAAAAGUUUUAACUAUAUGUGGGAGUGGUCAUGUUAUGCAUGUAUAAUUAAUUGGAACCGUCUUGCACCAUCCCUUCAGACCACAUUGUAUGCUGCUUCAGCCUGUUCCAUUCACAAGGAUUAUACCAAGUUUACCUUUGGCAGUGGUCGUCAUUGUUGCAGGUGCAGUUAUGUUAAACUGUGAUGCUCUAAAAGGUGUGUUGCUUACUGGUGAAUGCCAUGACCACUGCCAUGUCCACCAUCAGAUUUGGGCAGUGGACUGUGAACACACUGUGACACCACAUCAUACUUUUCUCUGUGGUCACGACGUCUUUGUCCAGACAUGCAGUUUUCAUAUCAGCUGCCAUAAUAUGACAGUUAUCCUUUGAAAUGAACUGAACACAUCAAAUGUCUAGCCUUGUAACAGCAAACCUCUCUUCAGCAAAGAUGACAUUCAAGGAUAUGUUAUGAUUUUACCUUUGGCCAGACAGCAGAACUGAUGUAUUCAUUUUUCAUAAAGUUUGUAGCCAUAUUUUGCAAGCAGAGUGAUAGGCUGUUACUGGCAAUUUACUUGUAUUUCGUCUCUGUCUUUAGAAACUUGAACCCAUUGAUAACUGGGUUGCUUAAUGAUGAAAUUAAACUGAAUAAAAGAUUAGUAAAUUUUCAGUUAUGAUAUAUUUCAACAGUCGUGGGGGGGGGGGGCAUUUGUUGACUGUUUAUGGCAAGUCUGGCAAACAAUCCAUUUACUUAUUCUGCCAUGGUAAAGAGGAACCAUUAUGGUGCAGAACAGGUAGGAAUUGAGUAAAACAUUUUUUCAAGAAAUUAAGCCACUUGUAUUUUCAUCCAGUAGGUAAAGUAAGUUUUCAGUCGUUUCUAUUUAUUGUGUGUUGUUGCCAUAAAGAUUACUGUGGUGCAAAUUAAUGAACUGGCACUUAAAAUAUGCUUAGUUUGUUUGGGUGCAGGAGGGAGAGAAGAAGAUGAAGAAGUUAUGCAGUAUACUGUAGUAUGUUUAACUUCAAUAUAGGGUUCAGCUUUAGCCUUUAAGUAACCUAACAUGUUCAUUGCUAUGUUCUCUGUUGCAGCAGGGUUACAGGAGGUUCACAGUAUUACACAGUGAAGACUCUGGUUUGCCUUCAUGGCUUUUCUGUGAAACUUUACUUGUUUCAGUAGUGCUAAUUUUUGAGACUUUUGCCCUAGAAGGUCCAUUGUCCAGCUAGACUUUGUUUUUUUUCAGUUGUUCCUUCAGGCCGAGUGAAUGCUCUCCCACUUGGUUGUCAGCAUGCCUGUGGCAUAAGAGGAACAUCCAUCUACUCCUCCUUCAGCUCUUCCUUGCCACAGUACAAGAAAGUUGAGUCAUUUGUUGAUACAAAUACUGAGCGUCAUCAGUCUGUCAGUUCUGCCCAACCUUGAGUAUUGCCGAUUGCCCUUUUGUGAAGUAAAAUUCAUCCUUUCUAGCUUUCUUGGAGAAUAGAAUACUGGGCUCAACUUUCAGAGUAUAGCAUACUUCUCAAGUGUCCAUGAUUUUGACUCAAAUUGUAACGCCGCCCCUGUUAAUCCAUCCUAAGAUUGGUGACUUUUGGAGAAAAGGUGGCAAAUUAUACUUAAUAAAUUAUGGCAAUAAUUAGAGUUAUAGACUUCUUUUUACUGUAGAAAAUGUAUAUUAAUUCACAUUCUGUUAAUGUCUCAAGUUAUUAGGACUAAUAUGUAAAAGUGUCCUUGAUUAUUUCUGGAUUUGUCCCUGAUUCACUGAGAGCUAUGGAGUGCAACCAAGUGCCCCUUUGCUGGGAAGGGAACUUUCUUUCCUUUUAUCUAUUUGCUUAUAUAGUACGUCUUUUUUGGGAUGGCAGCAGGUUAGAUGUAAGUUUCUGAGAAUAACAAGUGCAUCUCAUGUAAAAACUAAAUCCCUCAUACAGGCUUUCACAUUCAGUGCUUAUUUCAGAGUAUGACAUUGUGUACUGUCUUCAUUGUUCUAGAUUCGACCAGAAGACAGUAAAAUGGAGAUCAAAAUCUCUCCAUGACUGUGUGAACCAGAAAAGUCUGCAUGCCUUGUCCAAGGCUGCCAUAGUGUCGACCAGGUCAUCCAUGAAUGCCCCACUUUUAAAAUGUAAACUGAAGAGAAGGGAUUCAGGAAGAUUAAUGACAUACCCGUUGAGUAUCAUGGAUUCCCAUACUCUAGGACAUUGUGCUUGUGAGGUGUUUUUGCUGUCCCUGACCCUGAUAGCUAAUUUGGGCUGAGAUGUCUGGUGAAGCCCCUCAGGUUGCCAUAUUGUCAGAAGAAAGCUGAUACGAAGAGAACAGAGAGGUCUAGUCCAGCCCAUACUGGUGGAUCUUUUAUUUGAGGGGACUGUCGACAUAAUGCCAGAGCAGAAAGAGGGCACAGGGUUUUACUCAAGGCUGUUUAUAGUCCCAAAAAAGACGGCCCUUAGAGACCUGUUUUAGACAUGUAUAAAAGAUAAACAAGUUACUUCUGUUGCCAGAGUAAAAAAAAAAAAAAAAAGCUAACUUGGCACUGCCUGUCCUCGUCUCUCAAGCUUUCGUAGUAAUGCUAGGACAAAAAGAUGCCUCAAUACACAUUGCCAGAACAGACAGACAGUUUCAUGGAUUCAAAGCAUCAGUUACUCACUAGCAGUUUAUUUGCUCUGCACCCAGGAUGUUCACAGAGUGACUGGCUGCAGUAACCACCUCCUGCAGGACCAAGGGCAUUCACAUUUUACCCUUACCAUGAUGACUGCCUUGUUCAGGCUGCCCCAUUAGAGGAAGCACAUAUGGCCCUAUAGUCUACUGUCAGUCUCUAAGUCUCUGAAUCUUCCACAGUCACAGCCAGUGCCCACCCAACAAGUCUAGUUUCUGGAACUUUCUUUCCUCUCAAAAGGCGUUUUUCCUCACUUAUUUUUCUACUGUAGAACAUCAGAAUCCAAAUACAGCCAGGGAAUUUAUUGGCACACUUGGGGGAUGCCAUGCUCAGUCCUUAUACUCCCCCUGACAAGACUGGACAUGAGAAAUCUGCAGUAGUACCUGAGAACAGGUAGUGCCGGCAUACAACUCCCUACAAUGCCCUACUCCUUUUUUACCUUGUCUCAAGAAAUUAAGUAUUCUGGUAGAUAAUUCAGAUGAAGGUCAGUCAGGUGGAUCCAAGACACCAAAAUCAAGGGCCUGGGCAACAGAUGCUUUCUCAAUAAGUUGGGCAGGUCUGUUUCUCUACACCUUUCCCUAUAUUGCUGUUGUCAAGGUAAUAAAGAAGAUAAAGUAGGACAAGCCAGAAAUGUUACUCAUAAAGUAACCUUUUGGCCACUUCUGUUUUCUGUAUUACUUUGUGGAAAAGGAGGACUAGAAACAGAAGAGCACAUUUUGGAAAAUUGCUACUCCUAGUAACCUUUUGGCUGGUUAAGCACUGGUUCUCUCUCCGAUUGAGCCUGGUAAGAAUGGAACAUUGCCUGCAGCCUCAGCAUGUAGACUUCUUAACCCAAAGCAAGAGUUCUCCCAUACACUCCAAACUGAAGACUGUGAAGCUGACCACUUGGGUGAUCUAGCACUCAUCCCUUGUAGGUUCAUGUCUGUCAAAGUUGUUUGCUAGCUUAACGAAGGUUAGAAAACAGAUGUAAGAAAAUCAUAGCUAGCAAAAUAGAAGCAGUACUCCAUUUGAUGCCAGAGAAGGGCUCUGGCCCCUAACUACUCUUGGUGAUGAUGGUCCUCAUAUACUUGUCAUAUCUUUAUAUAUCAGGAUUGUAUUAUACUGUAGAGAAAGUACAUGUUUGAUAUUUUUGCCUGCCACCCAUGAGAUCCACCCAUGUAGUCCUGGUUAUCAAUAAAGCAAUUCCUCAGAGAGUCUUACACCUGUGGCCCUCAAAAUGUAAUCUGUCCUCCAUAGAACUUUAGCUGUUUACUGGUGAAGUUAAUAUUACCACCACUUGAACCAGCAGCUGUAGCACCCUCAAAUAUCUGAAUUGGAAACUGCUUUUCUUAGUGGCCAUUACAUUUCCUAAUAGGAUGUCAGCAUUACAGCCGUCAUUGUACAAGUAACCAACCCUUUCUCAUAUCUGUCAAGGAUGGGGGUAUCCUUCCACACCAACCACAGCUUUGUGCACAGAAGUGCUGAGAAAGGUAUUUCCAAAUCAGAACAUUAACCCCUCUACUUUCUGUCCUAUCCCUCAGUGCAAGGUGAAAGUUAUCAUCUUUACUCUGGAUGUCCACAGGCAGAUGACAUUUUUUGCUUAGAACAGACUAAAGAAAUAAGUCAGGCAAGUUAUUCAUACCUUUGAAAGGGUAGGAAAGGCAGUCUUGUUUCAUGACAGGCCUCGACAUGGCUACCUUACUGUAUCUCAUCCUGUUGUGCUUUUGGUGGCAGGAGUGUAGCAGAGAAGGUGAAAGCUCUCUCCAUAAAAAUAACAGCUGCCACUACACCCGUACUUAGAGGGAUUAGCACCCAGGCCUUCUUGAAAGCAGCUACCUGGUCAUCUGCCUGCACCAUCUUUAAACAUUAUUGGAACAUUACAUGUAGCGCUAGGACAGGUUUUGCCCCAACAUUCUAGAGGGACUAUUACAGCCAUUACCUUCUCAUGGCUAGCUGCUGUCUGGACUCAUAAGCUUUGGGACUCUUCCCAAGAUUAAUACAACAGUGAGAAAUGUGAAAAGAAAAUGAUUGCAUAGAAACCUACCACAUUUGUAUUUGUUUGACAAUGUUCACUGUUGCAGUAACCAGCUGCACCUGUGUUUCCAGCCUGUAGACACCCAGGUGUUGGUGUGGAUAGCCCGGCACCUCUUUCCUCACCCUCCAACUAACUCUUCUACCUGUACAAGGUGCCUCCCAGGCUGCAUAGUAUUUUGAGAGUGAACUUUGGGGGCUGUUCUGGUUGGGCUGCCAUCUUUUCAGGCAUAUGCCAUGUGGACGGCUAAUGAACUGACUUCAGAUAAGACCCCUGCAGCUAACAGUGGCAGUAAAGAACUGGAGAUGGUUUGGACACAUGUCCCUUCAAAGGAAUGCAAAUAUCCACGGGGAAGGAUGUUUGACUGGCCAGAAGGGGAAAGGGAAAAAAAGCUCUGGAAGUCAGUUUGGGUGGUAGGCCUUCUGUGAUAGAAGUCCCAAGAGUUUAGCAUAAGCAUAAAGGAGAAAAAUUAUCCUGGAUCUUAUCAGUCUCCACCACCGUCCAUCGUAUCACUGCAUUUAUGUUGGGAUAUUUGGCUUAAUGUGUUGUCAGACAGAAAGUCUUUACUGUGACUACCAGUCUGUAAGUGAAUUGAAAUGGGCAGUAUGUAAAGGGAGUUUAUUUCCACACUUCAGAUUGUGACAACUUCACAUGUGUGUGUGGUGGAGGGGGGGGGGUGCAUGUCACUUGCUUUGGAGAUGUGGUCUUUGAAGAGUACUUUUUUUUUUUUGAGUGAAGCUCUCAGGAAUUCAAAGAUAAAAUAAUCCAAAAUAUUUAAAAAAUGCUAAGUACAUGCAGUGGCAGUGUGUUGGGUAGCUGUAUGGUUUCUAACAAAGUUCUAAGGGUUUCAAAAAUCUUUGUAGCACUUUUUAUGAGGUUCCAUUGCCUAACAGAACUGUCCAUGUUGUGAUGAUAAAUUGCAUUUCAUGACUGUACCAUAAAUGACAGAGUAGCAGUUUAGACUUUGAAUUCAGGGAGGAGCUAAUCUCAUUUCAGCCUAGUGGGCUAUGUGACCAAACAGUACAGGUUGUUGCAGUUUACACCAGUUGUACCAUUUGUUUUACUGUCCAUGUUUCUUAAAUGCAUUUAAACCUGAGUAGCUGAGCCCCUUGGGCUUUUACUUUGCCAUGGACUUGGAAUGGUGCUUGAUUUUUUUUUUCUUUUGAAGAUUUGUACAGAUAAAUUGGGUUGGAAGAAUAGUUCAGUAACUGAAUAUGUAAUAUAUUUUCAUGUUUGUAAAAUAUGUACCUUUUUAACUUUAAAAAUAAGGAAGUUAAACCAUAAUCUAAAAACAUAUGGACCAGCAUCUGGCCAGCUGGAUUCUUUUUUAUGUAUAUAUCAAUUAAUAUUUUUUUCUUAUUAUAGUGAAUUUUGCUUAAAAAGGUAGUUGUAUGCUGGUGUCCAUGGGUCCAGUCUUUCAGCUACUACCAUCAAUAUGUACAUAAGUUUCUUUCCACACCUUUCUUAAAAUGUUAAUAUAAAUGCCAUAAUUAUUAACUGUUAUGGAAAAUGGGCUUUUCAAAUUUCUGUAAAUUAUUAUUUGGGUUGUACAACUGGCAAAAUGAAUGAUUUGUUAAAAUUACCUUCUUGUUUUUAAAAUGGGAAGGUUAAAUAGUCUUUGUUACAUAUAUAUGGAUGAAAUUCCUUUUUUAUUUAAAUUUGCCUUCUGUUUGUACACAUUGUUUUAAUGUAAAUCUUCCAUAAUACAAGAAGACCUUAUUACUUGAAUAUUGUGUAAAUUGUUCAGCAGCAGAGCAGUGAAAGUUUGCUUUGUGUAUUUUUAACAACAUAAAGGUGCAAAUGUAUUUGCAAUUAA